AUGUCGGCGUCUGCUAUUUUCAUCCUGGACCUUAAAGGCAAGGUAAGCUGAGACUUGACAGUCUACGUGGGACUGGCGGAUAAGUUUAUAGCUUGACAUCGAUCAAUCUCGCGUUGCCGUUCCCGUUUUAGGGAAGCCUGGUUCAUGACGAGGCUAGGCAUCGAUCAACAGCGUUGAGCGCAGCCUGCAUCUACCAGUGUGGUGAAGAAAUCCAUGCUUAAAAGCGCACAUAAGAAAACGAAAGAUAGCGGAAGGGCAGGCUAUAGUAAAAUGACGUAAAUAUUAAAAGAUAAAACAAGUAUAACUAAAUGUAUUUAUUUCUCUGAAUUCGCCACUAGCUAUGUUUCCAAUAGCUUGUCCAGUGAUUUUUUUUGUCGACAUUUAGAAAGUUCUCAUAGAAAAUAGAUGCUACAAUUGUCUGCUAAGGUGUUUCAAUUGAACUCUCUUGUGUCGAUGAAAACAGCUGGACGUAAUAACGUCACCUCGGUAAGACCUAGUGUCGACAAAAAAAUAAUGUAGUGGUUGAAGUGUUUCCAUUACUCAUUUAGGCAAAUUGCGCAUUAAUAAAUUGGCGACAGCCUAUAUGCCCUCCCUAUACGUUUAAUGUCUCAGGUAGCCCGCGAAAGCCAGAAUGGAUAGAAUGCAGUAAUUGACCGUGGUGAAAGUUGCACUCCUUUAGAUCUGAAAUAAUUGGAUGGUGAAACUUGCCAGCCAACCAGAAAAGCGAGGUGUAGCAAUUCAGACAUUCUUGAAAGACAGGACAAUCCUUGUCCUGCAAAUAAAUGUUUGUUGUUGAAACAAAAUAUUUAGCAAGCAGUAGGAAUUUAGAAUUAAAUGUGGAGUGGAGCUUAUAAAACACUGAACAAAAAUAUAAACGCAACAUGCAACAAUUGCAAAGAUUUUACUGAGUUACAGUUCAUAUAAGGAAAUCAGUCAAUUGAAAUAAAUGAAUGAGGCCCUAAUCUAUGGAUUUCACAUGACUGAGAAUACAGAUAUGCAUCUGUUGGUCAGAAAACGUGGAUCAGAAAACCAGUCUGUAUCUGGUGUGACCACCAUUUGCUUCAUGCAGCGUGACACAUCUCCUUUGCAUAUAGUUGAUCAGGCUGUUGAUUGUGGCUUGUGGAAUGUUGUCCCACUCCUCUUCAAUGGCUGUGCGAAGUUGCUGGAUAUUGGUGGGAACUGGAACAUGCUGUCGUACACGUCGAUCUACAGCGUCCCAAACAUGCUCAAUGGGUGACAUGUCUGGUGAGUAUGCAGGCCAUGGAAGAACUGGGACAUUUUCAGCGUCCAGGAAUUGUGUACAGAUCCUUGCGACAUGGGGCAGUGCAUUAUCAUGCUGAAACAUGAGGUGUUGGCACGACAAUGGACCUCAGGGUUUCAUCACCAUAUUUCUGUGCAUUCAAAUUUCCAUCUAUAAAAUGCAAUUGUGUCCGUUGUCCGGAGCUAAUGCCUGCCCAUACCAUAACCCCACCGCCACCAUGGGGCACUCUGUUCACAACGUUGACAUCAGUAAACCGCUCGCCCACAACAUACACAUUGUCUGCCAUCUGCCUGGUACAGUUGAAACUGGGAUUCAUCCGUGAAGAGCACACUUCUCCAGCGUGCCAGUGGGCAUCGAAGGUAAGCAUUUACCCACUGAAGUCGGUUACGACGCCAAACUGCAGUCAGGUCAAGACCCUGGUGAGGAUGACGUGCACGCAGAUGAGCUUCCCUGAGAAAGUUUGUGCAGAAAUUCUUCGGUUGUGCAAACCCACAGUUUCAUCAGCUGUCCAGGUGGCUGGUCUCAGAUGAUCCCGGAUGUGGAGGUCCUGUGCUGGACUGCUGGUCACACGUGGUUUGCGGUUGUGAGGCCAGUUGGACGUACUGCCAAAUUCUCUAAAACAACGUUAUGGUAGGAGAAAUGCUCAUUAACAGGGACGUAAACAAAUUUGUGAACAACAUUUCAGAGAAAUAAGCUUUUUGUGCGUAUGGAAAAUUAUUAUAUUUUAUUUCAGCUCAUGAAACAUGGGACCAACACUUUACAUGUUGCGUUUAUAUUUUUGUUCAGUAUAUAUUGAGCUAUAGUAAACAGACUCAGGGCUCUAUUUUAAUAAACCUAAUGUAAUGGUCAAUCUAAGCGCAGGCGGUAGCACUAUAGGUUCAGGGGUGUGUUAAAAAUAUUUUUGCUAUUUUCACUAUCACAAUUAUCUUGCUGGCCUUGGAGUGAAGGGGCUGGGUUUUGUUGAAUAAACAAGUUGUGGGUGUGUCGAGGCUUGGCCCCUCACUGGCCAAUCAGAACGUGCUCCAUGGCGAAAUAUGGGGUUGCUUCAGGUUGUGUAUUUACGGUCUUUUAUGUAUUGCCUUGGAAUCAACUCCAAUUUCAAUGUUAGUCCGUUACAGUUUGUUAAAUGGCUUACAGAAACAAAAUAAGAAAAUGUAAACCUAUCUUUGCUAAAUACGUUAACUUUGCAGUCCACAUUGUUCUAAGUAAUUGCAUGGCUUCAAUAGCAUUCACACUGAUACAGGGGCUAGGCCUACUGUAAAUUGCAUUAUGGCUGAGCAUGGACAUGCCAAACAUUGUCAAUAUGCAAGAUUAAAUUCAUUAUUAAUAAGGCCUAAAAAGAGAACAAAUAAUUCUAAUAAAAUUCUAACCAAACCAAUACAACUUGUUUUAAAUAGGCUACAGUGAGGGAAAAACGUAUUUGAUCCCCUGCUGAUUUUGUACAUUUGCCCACUGACAAAGAAAUGAUCAGUUUAUAAUUUUAAUGGUAGGUUUAUUUGAACAGUGAGAGACAGAAUAACAACAACAAAAUCCAGAAAAAUGCAUGUCAAAAAUGUUAUAAAUUGAUUUGCAUUUUAAUGAGGGAAAUAAGUAUUUGACCCCCUCUCAAUCAGAAAGAUUUCUGGCUCCCAGGUGUCUUUUAUACAGGUAACGAGCUGAGAUCAGGAGCACACUCUUAAAGGGAGUGCUCCUAAUCUCAGCUUGUUACCUGUAUAAAAGACACCUGUCCACAGAAGCAAUCAAUCAGAUUCCAAACUCUCCACCAUGGCCAAGACCAAAGAGCUCUCCAAGGAUGUCAGGGACAAGAUUGCAGACCUACACAAGGCUGGAAUGGGCUACAAGACCAUCGCCAAGCAGCUUGGUAAGAAGGUGACAACAGUUGGUGCGAUUAUUUGCAAAUGGAAGAAACACAAAAUAACUGUCAAUCUCCCUCAGCCUGGGGCAAGAUCUCACCUCGUGGCAUUGCAAUGAUCAUGAGAACGGUGAGGAAUCAACUGAGAACUACACGGGAGGAUCUUGUCAAUGAUCUCGAGGCAGCUGGGACCAUAGUCACCCAAAAAACGAUUGGUAACACACUACGCCGUGAAGGACUGAAAUCCUGCAGCGCCCGCAAGGCCUCGAAACCUUAAUGACUUGGAGAAGAUCUGCAAAGAGGAGUGGAACAAAAUCCCUCCUGAGAUGGGUGCAAACCUGGUGGCCAAAUACAAGAAACGUCUGACCUCUGUGAUUGCCAACAAGGGUUUUGCCACCAAGUACGAAGUCAUGUUUUGCAGAGGGGUCAAAUAAUUAUUUCCCUCAAUAAAAUGCAAAAUCAAUUUAUAACAUUUUUUACAUGCGUUUUUCUGGAUUUUUGUUGUUGUUAUUCUGUCUCUCACUGUUCAAAUAAACCUACCAUUAAAAUUAUAGACUGAUCAUGUCUUUGUCAGUGGGCAAACGUACAAAAUCAGCAGGGGAUCAAAUACUUUUUUCCCUCACUGUAUGUCACACUUACACGCACCACAAUUUCUCCCCGUGGGCAUAUAAUAUUAUAACAACGCAGACUAUGGAGGGUUUUACGCAUAUCCAAACUUUUCACAGUAGCUGGAAAAAAGAUCCAAUAUAAAGAGAAAGGGAGAAUGUCUACACCGUUAUACUGCUCCCAAAUAGGCCUAUGUUUUAUGAACAUAAUCGUAACCAGUUUACAGAUCAGAUCGCAUUCACACAUCUCCAGAAGUUGCUGUCACGACUUCCGCCGAGGCUGCCUCCCCUCCUUGUUCGGGCAGGUUUCGGCGUUCGUCGUCACCGGCUUACUAGCUGCUGCCGAUCCAUUUAUCAUCACUCCACUUGUCUUGUCUAAUUAAUCACACACACCUGGUCCUUAUCCCCAAUUAGUCAUUGUAUAAGUGUUCCCUCUGUUUCCUUGUCUGUGUGGGUGAUUGUUUGUAGUGAGCUGUGUUGAGCUACCCUUACCUUGUUGUUGCCAGGGUAGAUAUUUCCCCUGUGCCUGAGUGUUGUUGUCGCAUGCUUGCGCAACUGUUUAUCGACGGAAUAAACUCUUUGGAUGCGUAUUACUCUCCUGCGCCUGACUCCUUCUAUCACACGCAUCACAGUUGCAUUACAAGCGCCACGGAUGUUGUAACGUUGACCCUGCUGAGGAUGACGUGCACGUAGAUGAGCUUCCCUGAGACGGUUUCUGACAGUUUGUGCAGAAAUCCUUCGGUUGUGCAAACCCACAGUUUCAUCAGCUGCCCGGUAGGCUGGUCUCAGACGAUCCCGCAGGUGAAGAAGCCGGAUGUAGAUGUCCUGGGCUGGUGUGGUUACACGUGGUCUGCAGUUGUGAGGCCGGUUGGAAGUACUGCCAAAUUCUCUAAAACGACGUUAUGGUAGAGAAAUAAACAUUACAUUCUCUGGCAACAACUCUGGUAAACAUUCCUGCAGUCAGCAUGCCAAUUGCAUGCUCCCUCAAAACUUGAGACAUCUGUGGCAUUAUGUUGUGUGACAAAACUGCACAUUUUAGAGUGGCCUUUUAUUGUCCCCAGCACAAGGUGCACUUGUGUAAUGUUCAUGCUGUUUAAUCAGCCUCUUGAUAUGCCACACCUGUCAGGUGGAUGGAUUAUCACGGAGAAGGAGAAAUGCUCACUAACAGGGAUGUAAACAAAUUUGUGCAUCAAAUUUCAGAGCAAUAAGCAUUUUGUGUGUGUGGAAAAUUUCUGGGAUCUUUCAUUUCAGUUCAUGAAACAUGCAACCAACACUUUACAUGUUGCGUUUAUAUUUUUGUUCAGUGAUUACAUCACUUGUCCCGCAUUCAAAAGUAUUUGGCAAUCAUUUAUUCGAAAAAACACAGUUUCCACCAUCAUUUAUCGCAAUAAAGAUAGUUAGAAAAAACUAAAAUCCACCCCAUUUCGAAGCUAUACAUAUUUUUGUAGAUCAUUAGAAAAUGUUGCGAAUAAACCUGGGAAACCUGACUAGUGUCAUACCACAGUAGGUAUUCACAUCAUAGGUAUUCCACUUUGUGAUCGGCUCAAUUUUCUAUUUCACUUUUGUUGCCACAGAAAUAGCAAUCUACUCCAGCGAUCUCUAGCACAUUAGAGGCUGCUGCUGCCUAUUGAAAUCACUGGCCACUUUAAGAAAUGGAACACUAGUCACUUUAAUAAUGUUUACAUAUCAGCAUUACUCAUCUCAUAUGUAUAUACAGUAUUCUAUACUAUUCUACUGUAUCUUAGUCCAUGCCGCUCUGUCAUUGCUCGUCCAUAUAUGUAUAUAUUCUUAAUUCCAUUACUUACUUAGAUUUGUGUGUAUUGGGUAUAUGUUGUGAAAUUGUUAGAUAUUACUUGUUAGAUAUUACUGCACUGUCGGAGCUAGAAGCACAAGCAUUUCGCUACACCCGCAAUAACAUCUGCUAAACACGUGUAUGUGACAAAUAACAUUUGAUUUGAACCCGAGAUGGUUUAUAUGUACAUCUUCUAAAAGUGAAAAUAAUUUAUUGCCAAAUUAUAGCGUAUUUACAUACAACAAUUCCCAGCAGACGAUGGGCCGUAGUAGGGCAGGUUACAGUGUAGCCUGGUGGAGCAGGGGAGCAAUCAUUUGGCAGAAAAUUAGACUUUCUAUUGGACAAAUGUAGGUAGGUCCCUCCCCGUUUUAAUUUUGAUCUUUUUGGUUCCUAGUGAUUACAUCCCUGGGGUGUAUUCAUUACACCAAACUUGUUGCAAAACAUUUCAGUUUUGCAAUGAAAACUAGUUUCAAUUGGAACAAUUCUGGUAGGUCACCUCCCCGUUUCGUUCCAUUUGGUUCUUCAAUAGUAAACGGUUUCGGUUGCAAGACCUAAUGAAUAUGGCUCUGGUGUUGUGAAUAGAAACAUUCCUGGUCAAACCUGUUCUGCAACACCAAAGUGCAGCAUACCUAUUCAGUAUUAGGCUUUACCUGCCAGACAGUCUUUUCUCUUGUUCUGGUCAGGCAAAUAUUUCUCCCAUGUCUUAUUAGGCAACUUUAUAAACAUACUGUAAGUCUAACUGUGUAGUUGACUAACAGAUAACAACAAUAUAUCAUUAAGUUAAGGUGCAAUAAUAUCCUACAUUAAUUGGCUUAUUCAUGGGGAGUUGUUUGCAUACAAACAAACUAUAAUAAAAGUCUGGAGUACCCGGUCAGACACACUAUUGGCUAAUCAAGCCAACUCAGACAGCAGGGCUGCGUUCUGUACGUUUUUGUGUUCUGGAACAUUCAAUUGAACGGAAACGGUUGGGUUGUGGGACGCUGUCAGCAUGGCCACUUCCCUUUUAAAUAAGUCACUCAUUGCUUCAAGCCACACCCACCAAACGGGAGCAAACCCACCGCAGUUUGUUCAAGACUUACAAUAACGUUUUGGGGAAACAUGUCGUUCAGUACGAACCGUUCCACAACGUAGCAAACGUUCAGACGAACUGAACGCACCUCAGACUAUAGUCUAAUCACGGCAAACCUGACAUUCCUUAUUUGUAUGGUAGUGUUAAUAUUGUUGAGAAGGAGAGAAAUGCCACCAGUGCCUGAAGGUGUCAGGGGGAUAGAUUACUCUCUCAUAGGCCCCUGCCUACAUCCCUGAUAGUGCUGAUUUAAAGCCUUUCUCCACUCUCUGCCCUGGGAGCAAUCCAAUACCUCUGACCCAGGCUGGGCUGUACUGGAGGCCACAGCUGCUCCCUGGCUGGAGGCCACAGCUGCUCCCUGGCUGGAGGGCAAACAGACAUGCUUCCAAAGUAGCUGUUUCACUGGUUGUCUGUCUCUUGGAGACUAGUGUGGCAGUAUACAGGCAGUCUAUCAACACACUGGUUGUUUGUAGUAGUGAGAUGUUAUGAAUGUAGCUUUAUGCUAUACUGUUAAAGUUUCACAAUGUCUGUCUUUGAAAUAUAAUGUUAUGCUGAUAAAUGGCUGCUUUGUUUUGUACUCUGACUACACUCGAAACUUAAAUAAAGAAUGGCCACCAGCACACUGAUGAAUGCUCCCCAGCUCUUUUAUUGAGCAAAUUAAACAGCGGGAGCAUUUCAGGGUGCAGUGUAUUCUUUACUUUGUAUGCCUUGCACCUGCAAUUCUGGAUGAGUGUACACUACUUUUAAAGUACAAGUUUGCUGUCUCUAUAUGUGGAUCUACACACCAUGAUGGAUAUAUACUGUAGCUUGUCAUGUAACAUGAUCAUAUAGAUAGCCUGACAUGUUGGCAUGUGCUUUCAGGAUUAAGUAUUUAGUUGCCAUGUGUGCUUGAUUGCCAUGUGUGCUUGAUUGUCAAACCAUGUCCUUCUCAGAGGUAAAGGUCAAUUAUUUUGGAGACCCUCUGGUAGCUUGAUAGAUUCUCCAUAGUUGUUCACCUCCAAAUUACUGAGCUCGCUUCCCCAAAUGGCACCCUAUUCCUUAUGUAGUGCACAACUUUUGACUCUGGUCAAAAGGAAUAAGGUGUAGGGUGCCAUUUGAGACUGACCCUGUGCGAUCUCUAGUUUGUUUAUCUUAACUGAGAUGUGCCAUCGGCCUCUAGAGGUCAUACAGACGGUAGUUAAUAUUGAUUGUAAACAAUGCCUCUUUAACAAUGACCAGUAUGGAGGACUAAAAGUGCCACAAUUAAAUAAAUAAAUACACCAUUAAAUAAUUACUUAAAUGUGUCAUUAAUUAAUUAAAAUUAGAAUUAAAUACAUAAAUGUGUAAUUAAAUGUAUCAUUAAUUAAUUCAAAUACCGAUUCAUUUUAUGUAAAAUACAUAUAUAAUUAUUUCACUAUUUACAUUUACAUUUCAUGAUCCUGCAUUGCAGUGAUUCAUGAAUUACUUAAAACUGUCAAACUGACCCAUCAAAGUCAGUGGGCGGGGCUAACGCGAAUCUAGUCUGAUCCAUUGCUUUGGUCUGAAGUAGAGUAGGCCAACCUGGAUAGAGACAAUGGAGGAUCUCCGUGAACUUUCCAGGGAGUUGGUUAGAGACAUUUUAAACUUAGCAGAGGAUGUAGAAGCAGGACCUGCUGACAUUAUCCGGAAUUGAUUUGUCUUGGCUUGAUGCAGAGGGUAACCAAUCAGGCGUUAGGUUCCGCCUACCAACUUUUGAUGGGUCAGUUUGACAGUUUUAAGUAAUUCAGGAAGCACUCCAACGCAGGACCAUGAAAUGUAAAUGUAAAUAGUGAAAUUAUUAUAUAUGUAUUUUACAUAAAAUGAAUCGGUAUUUGAAUUAAUUAAUGACACAUUUAAUAACACAUUUAUGUAUUUAAUUCUAAUUUUAAUUAAUUAAUGACACAUUUAAGUAAUUAUUUAAUGGUGUAUUUAUUUAUUUAAUUGUGGCACUUUUAGUCCUCCAUAUUAUGGAGAUUUAUUUAAUUGUGGCACUUUUAGUCCUCCAUAGACCAGUGUCCCGUUAACAAACAAUAUUCCCCUGGCAGAAUUGUCCUUUAGUUAAGGGGAUGUGUGUGCUAGUCCCACGGUGUGUUUUACCGUUUGUCAGCCAACAGUGGGACUGAAGGUGAACCAAGCUUGAUUUCAGAUUCCCAGACACGUCUCUUGUUCAAUCUCAAACGGUAACAGCAUCACUGCAGCAGUCUCUCAGAUCUGUCUGUCGUACUGCAGUAGGAGGCACUGCCUAACUCCUGGAGUUGCUGUGGGUCUGUAGGUUCACAUUUAAAGUUAGCAGAAUAUUAGUCACAUGCUACCAGACCAACAUCCUAUAAAAAUGUCUGGAGUCUAGGCUAGCAUAACACAAAUGUAAUGUUGCAGAGAAAGUGUGUAAAGGGAUUUUCAGGUGAAUAAAAAGAGAGGUCGCAGAUAUAGUCAAUCUGGUUUAAUUACUAGUUGCAACAGGGAGACGCCUCCAGCACAGAAAAUGUCUAGCGGCUUCUUGGAGACAGGCCUUUUAUAAUCUAAAUCUGACCAAAUGAUCUGUGAACACCAGCCCGUGAGGAUUGGAGGAAGACAACAUCAGCGGCUACAGAAUCACAGCUACAUUAUUAGUGUUGCGUCAGACUUUAACCAUUAUAUUCAACACUGGCAGACAUUUUAUACUGGCAGUUAAACCGGUCAAAAAGGUAGGAACAUCAGCACUUAGUUAGCCUACAGUAAAUCAAAUACAGGAGAGGAGAUGAGCAAACAUUCCCCAUUAGUGUUUUUUAAUUAAAUUUUAAAAAAAGGUGGCUGGAGUGAGGUUUGUUAGCUCACGACGACUGCAGACAGUGGCUGAGGAUUUAAACAUGGAACAUGGAACUUGCCGUGGCCUGUUCUGAUACAUGCGUUUGAGUAACAGAGGGUGAGGUGUUGAUGAAGGGAUGGUGACAAUGGGUUUGAACAAUAUUUUAGCUUUUUCAUUUCCUUGAACCUUCAUGGCAGUUUACUGUACUUUAAGCAGAAGCCAAACAUGUCCUCCAAAGCUAUUUCUCUCAAAAUGGCAUUCAUUGAGAACACUGAUAUUUACCUCUACAAGUCUGGUAGCGUUGGUGAACUGUCUGUCGGUCUGACUGGGAUUCCACCAUCCCUUUAUACAGUGGCUUGCGAAAGUAUUCACCCCCCUUGGCAUUUUUCCUAUUUUGUUGCCUUACAACCUGGAAUUAAAAUGGAUUUUUGGGGGGUUUGUAUUACAUUUACAUUUUCGUCAUUUAGCAGACGCUCUUAUCCAGAGCGACUUACAAAUUGGUGCAUUCACCUUAUGAUAGCCAGUGGGACAACCACUUUACAAAACAUUUUUUUUUUUGGGGGGUGGGGUAACUUUAUCCUAUCCCAGGUAUUCCUUAAAGAGGUGAUGUUUCAAGUGUCUCCGGAAGGUGGUGAGUGACUCCGCUGUCCUGGCGUCGUGAGGGAGCUUGUUCCACCAUUGGGGUGCCAGAGCAGCAAACAGUUUUGACUGGGCUGAGCGGGAACUGUGCUUCCGUAGAGGUAGGGGGACCAGCAGGCCAGAGGUGGAUGAACGCAAUGCCCUCGUUUGGAUGUAGGGACUGAUCAGAGCCUGAAGGUACGGAGGUGCCGUUCCCCUCACAGCUCCGUAGGCAAGCACCAUGGUCUUGUAGCAGAUGCGAGCUUCAACUGGAAGCCAGUGGAGUGUGCGGAGGAGCGGGGUGACAUGAGAUAACUUGGGAAGGUUGAACACCAGACGGGCUGCGGCGUUCUGGAUGAGUUGUAGGGGUUUAAUGGCACAGGCAGGGAGCCCAGCCAACAGCGAGUUGCAGUAAUCCAGACGGGAGAUGACAAGUGCCUGGAUUAGGACCUGUGCCGCUUCCUGUGUAAGGCAGGGUCGUACUCUCCGAAUGUUGUAGAGCAUGAACCUACAGGAUCGGGUCACCGCCUUGAUGUUAGCGGAGAACGACAGGGUGUUGUCCAGGGUCACGCCAAGGCUCUUUGCACUCUGGGAGGAGGACACAACGGAGUUGUCAACCGUGAUGGCGAGAUCAUGGAACGGGCAGUCCUUCCCCGGGAGGAAGAGCAUCUCCGUCAUGCCGAGGUUCAGCUUGAGGUGGUGAUCCGUCAUCCACACUGAUAUGUCUGCCAGACAUGCAGAGAUGCGAUUCGCCACCUGGUUAUCAGAAGGGGGAAAGGAGAAGAUUAAUUGUGUGUCGUCUGUGUAGCAAUGAUAGGAGAAGCCAUGUGAGGAUAUGACAAGUGACUUGGUGUAUUGCGAGAAUAGCAGAGGGCCUAGAACUGAGCCCUGGGGGACACCAGUGGUGAGAGCACGUGGUGCGGAGACAGAUUCUCGCCACGCCACCUGGUAGGAGCGACCUGUCAGGUAGGACGCAAUCCAAGAGUGAGCCGCGCCGGAGAUGCCCAACUCGGAGAGGGUGGAGAGGAGGAUCUGAUGGUUCACAGUAUCAAAGGCAGCAGAUAGGUCUAGAAGGACGAGAGCAGAGGAGAGAGAGUUAGCUUUAGCAGUGCGGAGAGCCUCCGUGACACAGAGAAGAGCAGUCUCAGUUGUAUCAUUUGAUUUACACAACAUGUCUACCACUUUGAAGAUGCAAAAUAUUUAUUUGGGGUGAAACAAACAAGAAAUAAGACAAAAAAGCAGAAAAAUUUGAGCGUGUAUAACUAUUCACCCCCGCAAAGUCAAUACUUUGUAGAGCCACCUUUUGCAGCAAUUACAGCUGCAAGUCUCUUGGGGUAUGUCUCUAUAAGCUUGGCACAUCUAGCCACUGGGAUUUUUGCCCAUUCUUCAAGGCAAAACUGCUCCAGCUCCUUCAGGUUGGAUGGGUUCCGCUGGUGUACAGCAAUCUUUAAGUCAUACCACAGAUUCUCAAUUGGAUUGAGGUCUGGGCUUUGACUAGGCCAGUCCAAGACAUUUAAAUGUUUCCCCUUAAACCACUCAAGUGUUGCUUUAGCAGUAUGCUUAGGGUCAUUGUCCUGCUGAAAGGUGAACCUCUGUCCCAGUCUCAAAUCUCUGGAAGACUGAAACAGGUUUCCCUUCUCUCAAGAAUUUCCCUGUAUUUAGCGCCAUCCAUCAUUCCUUCAAUUAUGACCAGUUUCCCAGUCCCUGCCAAUGAAAAACAUCCCCACAGCAUGAUGCUGCCACCGCCAGGCUUCACUGUAAGGAUGGUGUUCUCGGGGUGAUGAGAGUUGUUGGGUUUGCGCCAGACAUAGCGUUUUCCUUGAUUGCCAAAAAGCUCAAUUUUAGUCUCAUCUGACCAAAGUACCUUCUUCCAUAUGUUUGGGAGUCUCCCACAUGCCUUUUGGCAAACACCAAAUGUGUUUGCUUAUUUUUUUCUUUAAGCAAUGGCUUUUUUCUGGCCACUCUUCCGUAAAGCCCAGCUCUGUGGAGUGUACGGCUUAAAGUGGUCCUAUGGACAGAUACUCCAAUCGCCGCUGUGGAGCUUUUCAGCUCCUUCAGGGUUAUCUUUGGUCUCUUUCCCUCCUUGCCUGGUCCGUGAGUUUUGGUGGGCAGCCCUCUCUUGGCAGGUUUGUUGUGGUGCCAUAUUCUUUCCAUUUUUUAAAUAAUGGAUUUAAAAUGGUGCUCCGUGGGAUGUUCAAAGUUUCUGAUAUUUUUUUUAUAACCCAACCCUGAUCUGUACUUUUCCACAACUUUGUCCCUGACCUGUUUGGAGAGCUCCUUGGUCUUAUUGCUUGGUGGUGUUGCAGAUUCUGGGGCGUCUCAGAACAGGUGGCUAUAUACUGAGAUCAUGUGGCAGUUAGAUUGCACACAGGUGGACUUUAUUUAACUAAUUAUGUGACUUCUGAAGGUAAUUGGUUGCACCAGAGCUUAUUUAGUGGAUUCAUAGCAAAGGGGGUGAAUACAUAUGCACGCACCACUUUUCCGUUAUUUAUUUUUUUAAACAAGUUAUUUUUUUACAUUUCACUUCACCUAGUUGGACUAUUUUGUGUAUGUCCAUUACAUGAAAUCCAAAUAAAAUAUAUGCAAGUUAUUUGAAGAAAAAAAAAAAAUAUAUAUAUAUAUUUUAUUGAUGCCAAAUAUUUGAAGAACCAAAAACUACAACUGUUGAGUUAGUCUAAAUAUAUGAUCAUAAUACAUGGUUUGGAGGGCUCUUUGAUAUGAAUAUUAAUGUAGCCCAGAAUUUAACAAGUGAGGAAUAUGGAAUCACCUCAACAUUAGAGUAGAUCGCUUUUGCAGCUUCAAAACAGUAACAAAAUAUGGCUAAUAAGUGUAAAAAAGAAACAAAAUAUCCCAAACUGCCUUCUUGAAUCAACUACAACCAAGGUAGGUGGAAAAUCAUGAGUUCAUUCAGAAUACAAACUAUCCAUUUAAAGAUGGUAUAUUGUUUGUUUGAAACAAGAACACUUACCCUCAGAUGGACAAAGAGGUUUGAAGUUGUUUUUUCUAAGCAUCGAACUUGCUGUUUGCAAAUUGAUUUUAAUUACUCUGCAGUAUUUUCAGGAAUCAUAAAAUGAAUUGCAGCGUUCUACCUUUCCAGUGGCAUGUUGAAUGAGUCAUACAGUAGUUGAGCAUCACAACUUGUUUAUAUUUAUCUGUACAAAAUAUAAUUGGUUAAUUGGUUUGACUUGAUUAUGUACAACUGGAGCAAUGCACGUUUACAAAAUGUUCAGAUAGAAAUGUAUUGUGUAGAUCAAAUAUAACUAUCAGAUAGAUUGGAAUAGUAUAGGAGAUUGUGUGUGUGCUCUAUUCAUUAUAUUUCUAUCUUCAACAUGCAGUUCCAUAUACAGCCCUGCCAUUAUUAGUUGAAGGCAGCCAAUCCAAUAGUUCCAGAAAAGUAGUCACUUCCUGACAUCUGUAUUCAAUUUUUUUUUUUAAGAUGUUGCUUUCUCAAAUCUGUAUUCAAAUAGUUUAAACGUGUAGUUACUUUCUGAGAUCUGUAUUCAAAUAGUUUUAAAAAGUAGUAAUUUCUGGGGAUCUGUAUUCAAAUAGUGGUCACCUCCUUUGUUCCUCCAGAAAAAUUGUUACUUUCCACAAAGCAUAGCUAAAACUCCAGUUAUCCCAGGUCUGCUUCAGUGUGUGAGAUCCCUCAAGCAUUUUAUCUAUCAGAGUGUGAGGGCUCCUGCUCAGCGACUCUCAAUGGUGACUCAUCUUGUUGUUGGUGUUGAAAUGAAAAGUUGUGUGUGUGUGUGUGUGCGUGCGUGCGUGCGAGAUGUUUCCUUUUGCCCACUCUAGUGUAUCUUGUGGUGUGUGUGAGAGAGAGAGGGAGAGAGAGAGAGGGAGAGAGAGAGAGAAAGAGUGAGGUUUCCCUCAGGCCACUCCAGUGUGUGUGCGAGAGAGAGAGAUAUUUGACACAAUGCUGUCAUUGGGUGUUGUGAUCACAGAUGAGUUUCUCAACAGAGGCCACCCGCAGAAGCUGCUGCUCCUUUCAUUUGGGGUUACUCUACAUUUUACACAGCUUACUGCUGAGCCUUCACAACAAGGGGAAGGACAUAUGCUCCAUGUUUGAUCUUUUUUCAUUUCUUCUGUUGCAUAACUGCCACUAUGGACUACCUGGAAAACAGUGAGAAUUGCUGCCGACAGUGCCGAGUGAACCAUCCUGUCUAAAUAAAGAUGAACUGAAUUGAAUUGAAAAUGAAUUUCAUGAAUGUGUUACAAUGCCCUCUGUGUCAUGUCAUGUGGUUCAGGUGUUUGCUAUGCCAUAACUACAUGGGUGGGCAACAUGUUACAAAUCUUCACCCUAUUUUGUGUUAUGUCUUUUCCCUGUAGGUGUUGAUAAGUCGUAACUAUAUGGGGAACAUGGACAUGAAUGAGGUCGACCACUUCAUGCCCAUCAUGAUGAGGAUGGAGGAGGACGCAGACACAUCGCCCCUGGUGACACACGGCUCCUCCCACUUCCUGUGGAUCAAACACAGAAACCUCUACCGUAUCCUGUCCAAACAGGAAGUCCUGUUACUGCUCAGUCAGGCCGUCUUGGUUACCAAGCUUCUGUCUCUCUUACCAUGCUCAGGACGACUGUCUCUCAAUUCACAGUUCACACCCUCCCUGCAUGCAUGGAGAUGGAUGAUGUGGCGCUAUCUACUGCAUGCAUGGAGAUGGAUGAUGUGGCGCUAUCUACUGCAUGCAUGGAGAUGGAUGAUGUGGCGCUAUCUACUGCAUGCAUGGAGAUGGAUGAUGUGGCGCUAUCUACUGCAUGUCCUCUAUCUGUGCAUCUUGUGUUAUUCUCAACUAGAGGGAAAUGCUGUGAAUAACUAAUCUGAGUCAACCGUCUCACUUAUGGGUGUGGUGGUUGUCUAGCAGAAUCAGAUUGACUAAGGCCUGAUUCUGAAACUUCAUUUCAGAGUUUUCUAUUACCAACUUUUUAGUUUUGUUAAAACAGUGCGUCUCACUGUAAAUGUUCCAUUUGAAAGAUUUUAAAACAGCAGUGGCCCAGUUACUUUUCUGUUCAACCAUUUUUGUAAAUUCUUAAGUUAUUCUUCAGUGGUGGCAAUGACCAAAAAGAAUGCCAAUGCAGCACUGGUGUACUCCUUCCUCUACAAAAUAGUGGAGGUGAGUUUGUGCUUUACUGAUAAUACCUACUGUAGUAUACUGCUUGUAUUCAACCAAUUGAAUGUAAUCCUGUUGUAUUGUAUUGAUCAUGUAUUAAGUUGUCUGUCUGUCUGUGUGUCCAUCUGUAGGUGUUUAAGGAGUACUUUAAGGAGCUGGAGGAGGAGAGUAUCCGUGACAACUUUGUGACUGUGUAUGAGCUGAUGGACGAGGUCAUGGACUUUGGCUUCCCUCAGACCACAGACAGCAAGAUCCUGCAAGAGUGAGUAGUGGACUGAGUUACAGUCAAUCAACACUGCAGUCUGUCUUGGAAGGCUGUAAUACAGUGGCAAUACUAAAACAGACUACCAAACUGAUUACUAUCCAACAGACUACCAAACUGAUUACUAUCCAACAGACUACCAAACAGACUGAUAUCCAACAGACUACCAAACUGACUGAUAUCCAACAGACUACCAAACAGACUGAUAUCCAACAGACUACCAAACAGACUGAUAUCCAACAGACUACCAAACAGACUGAUAUCCAACAGACUGAUAUCCAACAGACUACCAAACAGACUGAUAUCCAACAGACUACCAAACAGACUGAUAUCCAACAGACUGAUAUCCAACAGACUGAUAUCCAACAGACUACCAAACAGACUGAUAUCCAACAGACUGAUAUCCAACAGACUGAUAUCCAACAGACUGAUAUCCAACAGACUGAUAUCCAACAGACUACCAAACUGAUUACUAUCCAACAGACUACCAAACAGACUGAUAUCCAACAGACUACCAAACAGACUGAUAUCCAACAGACUACCAAACAGACUGAUAUCCAACAGACUACCAAACAGACUGAUAUCCAACAGACUGAUAUCCAACAGACUGAUAUCCAACAGACUGAUAUCCAACAGACUACCAAACAGACUGAUAUCCAACAGACUACCAAACAGACUGAUAUCCAACAGACUACCAAACAGACUGAUAUCCAACAGACUGAUAUCCAACAGACUGAUAUCCAACAGACUGAUAUCCAACAGACUACCAAACAGACUGAUAUCCAACAGACUACCAAACAGACUGAUAUGCAACAGACUACCAAACAGACUGAUAUCCAACAGACUGAUAUCCAACAGACUACCAAACAGACUGAUAUCCAACAGACUACCAAAUUGAUUACUAUCCAACAGACUGGAACACUGGUCACUUUUAUAAUGUUUACAUACUGUUUUACUCAUUUCAUAUGUAUAUACUGUAUUCUACUGUAUUCUAGUCAAUGCCACUCUGACAUUGUUCAUCUUCAUAUUUAUAUAUUUCUUAAUUCCAUUAUUUUACUUUGAGAUUUGUAUGUAUUGUUGUGAAUUGUUAAAUACUACUGCACUGUUGGAGCAAGGAACACAAGCAUUUCACUCCACCCGCAAUAACAUCUGCUAAACAUGUGUAUGUCACCAAUAACAUUUGAGUUGAUUUGAUUUUGACUACCAAACUGAUUACUAUCCAACAGACUACCAAACUGACUGAUAUCCAACAGACUACCAAACUGACUGAUAUCCAACAGACUACCAAACUGACUGAUAUCCAACAGACUGACAUCCAACAGACUGACAUCCAACAGACUGACAUCCAACAGACUGACAUCCAACAGACUGAUAUCCAACAUUUACAUUACAUUUUACAUUUUAGUCAUUUAGCAGACGCUCUUAUCCAGAGCGACUUACAGGAGCAAUUAGGGUUAAGUGCCUUGCUCAAGGGCACAUUUACGUCAUUUAGCAGACGCUCUUAUCCAGAGCGACUCACAAAUUGGUGCAUUCACCCUAUAGCCAGUGGGAUAACCACUUUACAAUUAUUUUUUUUGGGGGGGGGGGGGGGGGGGGUGUAGAAGGAUUACUUUAUCCUAUCCCAGGUGUUCCUUAAAGAGGUGGGGUUUCAAAUGUCUCCGGAAGGUGGUGAGUGACUCCGCUGUCCUGGCGUCGUGAGGGAGCUUGUUCCACCAUUGGGGUGCCAGAGCAGUGAACAGUUUUGACUGGGCUGAGCGGGAACUAUGCUUCCGCAGAGGAAGGGGAGCCAGCAGGCCAGAGGUGGAUGAACGCAAUGCUCUCGUUUGGGUGUAGGGACUGAUCAGAGCCCGAAGGUACAGAGGUGCCGUUCCCCUCACUGCUCCAUAGGCAAGCACCAUGGUCUUGUAACGGAUGCGAGCUUCAACUGGAAGCCAGUGGAGUGUGCGGAGGAGGGGGGUGACGUGAGAGAACUUGGGAAGGUUGAACACCAGACGGGCUGUGGCAUUCUGGAUGAGUUGUAGGGGUUUAAUAGCACAGGCAGGGAGGCCAGCCAACAGUGAGUUGCAGUAAUCCAGACGGGAGAUGACAAGUGCCUGGAUUAGGACCUGUGCCGCUUCCUGUGUAAGGCAGGGUCGUACUCUCCGAAUGUUGUAGAGCAUGAACCUGCAGGAGCGGGUCACCUACUCACAAGGCAGGCAAUACGCUUGACCUCAUCUUUACUAGAUACAACAGACUGACAUCCAACAGACUGAUAUCCAACAGACUACCAAACGGAUGGAUAUCCAACAGACUGAUAUCCAACAGACUAUCCAACAGACUGAUAUCCAACAGACUACCAAACAGACUGAUAUUCAAUAGACCGAUAUUCAACAGACUACCAAACUGACUGAUAUUCAAUAGACCGAUAUUCAACAGACUACCACAGUGCUUUGUAAACUACAUUAUAUAGGGUCCAAAGGCUUUAGCUUGUUAACAAUACUUUAUUUUUGUGUUUUCUUCUCUGCUAAAGAGUGAGUUGAGUCAGUUAGUCAGUCAACACCUCUGUCUGCUCAUCUUUCUACUAUAUGGCUUGCCAACAGACUUGCAUCCAGGCUAGUGACAGUAUACAAUAGCCUACAGGGUUCAGAGGGUUUAGCUCGUUAACGGGAAUUUGUUUUCCUGUUUUGCUCCUGGGAAAGGUGCCAUGUUCUGGUGGAAGGUUCAGCGUUCAUUUAAUUAGGGCCAGGCUACCACGGCAAUGGGCUAAAUAUGUGCUUACUUACAUUUUCAAUUGAAAGCCUGCUUGUAACAUCAUACUAUAAUUGUUUCUUUUUAUAAUUGCUCAAACAGACAGUGAUAAUAUGGUGACUGUCUGAUGUAGACAUGUGAAGAUGUGAUUUUGCCCUGAGCUUUGAUGAGGCCUUUAUCAGUGUGAUGUCUGUGUCUGUGGGCCUGAAUAGGGCUGACCAUCGCUAGCCUGUGUCCCAUUGACACACACACACAAUGCCACCGUCAGCUGGCUGGAUUCCAGACCCAGACAGACGACUGUUCCUCCUCGUUGUACCAAGGAGACCCCCCCCCCCCCCCCCCCCAACCCUCACCUCAUCCCGGCGCUCCUCCAUCCCUCUUUUACCCUGAAACACCGCCCAGCUGGCCUGCCAAUAAUUCCCUUGUCUUCCCCUGUGUGUGUAUGUGAGACAAUGAUUGUGUUGGUGUGUGUUGUUUCGUAGUAUGAUUGACAUUACAUUCUUAUGCUAAUCUGUUCGAUUUACCGCCAACUCUGCUCUUGGAUACACUCAUUAGCAUUUCUGAGGAGAAUCAGGACCAAAUCCAAAAAGCAACACACCAACAACCAAACAAAACAAGCCCACUUGUCUUUCAUCUCUUUCCACUCUCCGUGAGUCGAGAUGAGGCGUUGAGAUGAGGCGUUGAGAUGAGACGUUGAGAUUAAAUGAUCUCCCUGAAUGAGGUGGGGUUAUCAUAAACACUAUGAGGUCACCAUGGCUUGUGUCAGUGUAGUGGUGAAAUCAAAGCAGGGGUUCGGUGCCUGUGCAGACACACAUUUUGAACCAUGCUAGCCUCUUUUAAGCUGAGCGAUAGGGGGAUUCUCAGACGAGCCCAGAGAAGGAUUAGAGGAGGAGAGAAAGUCGUCAGGCAUCAGAAGGAUCCAUGGUGGAGAAUGUAUCAAUCUGUCUCAUUACCCCAGGGAGAGCUGGGAGAGAUGCAAGCAGAGGAGAGGAGAUCUAUCAGGGGGGAUUACAAGUCAGGCGGCAGGCCUCUGUGUGUGUGUGUGUUUGAGGAAGUAGAUGGUGUUGCUGUCUGUCACCUGGUUGUUUGUCAGUGAGAAGUAAACAGAGGCAGGGGCAGGUGUUCCAACGACGGAAUAAACAGGGUCACAUAUUUGCAUACUGUAUGUACAUCAUCUCCCUCCUACCCACACCACAUCUCAUCACAUCAUCCCUUCAGACACCCAGACCUCCCUAGAGGAGAACAAGCCUCUCUCAGGACAGUAUAUCUCUGCCUGUUGUACAACUCAGCACUGCAGCAUACGGUACUGCUAUUACAGCCCGUAGUAGACGAUAGACAUACAGGGUCUGCUGUGUUUAAAGGCACAAUGGGAUAGGGCUAGGCUAGAGACAUGGAACCACUCUCACGGAGCUAUGGGUGCAAGGCCUGACCGUCUAUGAGGUCAACUUGAUUGUUGUUAACAAUUGUAGAUUGUACCUAUUUAAUGAGCACACAAAAUGUACUUCAGGUACAAUAGAAUGAUUUGAGCUCAGAGUUUAGUUUAGUUCAGUCUGUCUUUUGGUUACAAUCACAAUGUAAACCCCCUUGUUCCAAUUACACCCGUGGCUACCCAGCUCACAACCCACGACAAAUCCUUUCAAUAAUCUAUCUAUUCUAGUCAAGAGGUUUAAUAAAAUUAACUUUCUAUUCUGGGAUAUCUUAUCAUAAGCUUUUUCAUCAAUAAUGAAUAAAUACAAAGUAUGAUAUCACCUAGAAAACAAACAUCUUCAGAAAAUAACUUCCACUGUCCUUCCUAUUCAUCUUGCUCCUCUGUUCUUGCACCAGUAUUUUCCCCCUCUGAAUAGGCUUACAUGGAAUCUGUCCUCUCUCAUCUCUUCUCUUCUCCUCUCCCCUCUCUCUGCUCUCCCCCUCUCCCCUCUCUGCAGGUACAUCACCCAACAGGGUCACAAACUGGAUGUGGGCGCCCCUCGCCCCCCCGCCACCGUCACCAACGCUGUGUCCUGGAGGUCGGAGGGCAUCAAGUACAGGAAGAACGAGGUGUUCAUGGACGUCAUCGAGUCCGUCAACCUGCUGGUGAGAAGCCUCUUUAAUGGGAUCUCGGUCUGUUACUAUUCUAGGGUUAAGUGCCUUGCUCAAGGGCACAUCAACAGGUUUUUCACCUUGUCGGCUCGGGUAUUUGAACCAGCAACCUUUCGGUUACCGGCCCAACACUCUAAUCGCUAGUCUACCUGCCUGCCCCUCUCCCUUCCCCGCCCCUCCCCACUCCCAGACAGCCCUAGCAACAUUUUUUGCUUGAGAAAUUGCUCUUUGCUAAGAAGGUAUUUUUGUUUAUUUUUGACCAUUUUAAUUUAAAACAAUCACAGUAAGGUACUUAAUUGUUACCCAGAAAUGAUUUGACAUUGAGAUCAAAAUGGCUGCAUUGGGCCUUUAACCUAAACCAGGAAAUUGUUUGAGUAAAGGUAAAAAUUCCCAGGUAAAUAGAGUUCAUAGUCAUAUUACUUUACUGUACAUACCUUUUACUGUAUACCAACGAUGGGAAACUUUGAUGAGGGUGGGGGCCACAAAAAAACAUAUCUCAUCAUGAGGGGCCACAGUGGCUCGUGGGUCUGCGUACCCAGGAUACAUUUUUGUUAAAAUUCGAUUUCUAAUAGUUGGAUAUAUAUUUAAAGAUUGAUCAUCAUUUAGAAUGGACAGGCCAAGAAACAAGGUCAGGUUUACAGUAAGCUGUAUGUCAGAGAAGUUUCUUCCAGACACCUUUUUUCCACUUCCUUGAAUAGAAAAUGUGAGGAAAUGUUUUCCGAUUUCCUGUCUUACAACAAUCCUCCGGUUUCUGUGGUAACAUUGUUACACCAGGAUACCCAUGCGGCCACAACCUUUUGGUUUUCCACGUAACCAGUCCCCUGAGCCCCUGAUGUAUCCCAGGGGUCUCAGACAGAGACAUGGCUGAUAACUGACUGAUUGUAAGGAAGAGCAGGUCUGAUGGGUCUCUAUUGCAACAUUAUCAUUAAACUCGAUAGCUAGAUCUCUGAGCUCCCUUUUUGUGACAAGACACUUUUUUUCAAGCAUCUUCCUAAACCUCAUAUAAACCUGCAAUCCUUGGUUCCUCCUUGUCAAAAUCUGAGUUUAUGUAAUUUUAUUAUUCAUAUUUUUCGCUGUCUGUAACCCUCCCUGUAGGUGAGUGCUACCGGCAGUGUCCUGCGUAGUGAGAUCGUGGGCAGCAUCAAGCUCAAGGUGGUCCUGUCUGGGAUGCCUGAACUCAGACUGGGCCUCAACGACAAAGUGCUCUUCGAAAUCACAGGACGUGAGUAAAAACCCCAACAGUAUAAUGUCUGUACACCAUAGCCGUGGGAAGUAGUGGUACACCGAUACAUUUAAAUAAUGUUUCCAAAAUGGUAUAAUUACUCCUGUCUGAACACUGACUGAAUUUGUGCAGCACAUGCACCGAAUAUUGAACAGUUUGAUGCAUUGCGGCCAUAUAAAUAUAAUCCAUAGAACCCAGCUAGCGCAUGACAUUCUGAGAACCAUAUGUUUCUUAAAGCGUGGUGGCCUAUGGUUAUUUUGCAUACAACCUUCCCAUAACGUUUCCUACAGGUUUCCUCAUGGUUCUAUUUAAAGGAAUGUUCUCAAAUUGUUCAGAGAACGUUAAGAAACAAUGUUCUUCUGUUGGAAUUUCAGUAUUCCAGCAUAACAUUUUCUGCAGGUUUUCUCAUGGUUAAAUGUAAAGUUCUCAGAACGCAAGAAAAUAUUAGUAACGUUCUAAGAAUGUUAUUUUAAAACAUAUACUGUACGAUCCAUUCUCAGCAUCUACAAAACCCUCUCUAGCCUCUAUCUUGUUAAGUGUGUUCAUGUGUGUUGGCCACACCCACUAAUUGGCCACACCUGAUAUGUUUUCAUAUUAAUAAGUGCCUGUUUCCUUUGAAAAAGGGUCUGUUUGAAUAGACAAAAAUUAACAGCUUUGUAUGAGUUUAAAAAACCAUGGCACGCUAGCUCCAUCCUAGUGGCGCAGUGGACUAAUUCCAUGGAUAGCGAGCAGAAGAUCAUAGGUUCGAAUCUCACUGGCACCAUGCCACAAUAAAAAAAUUAAUGUGUUUGCAAAAUGUGAGUUCAAAACCAUUAAACUAAGUUAGCAGUGUUAUUAAAAGUCUCAUUGAAACAUUCUCAGAACAUUAUUUAAUUACCUUCAAAUAACCUAUAAUUUUUGUUCUCGGAACGCUAAUAAAACCUCCCAGGAAAACUUUCAGGGCACCAUAUAAUUUUUUUCUCAGAACCUCCCUGCAACCUAAAAAUUAACAUUCCCAAAACAGCCUAUAUUUUCACUUCCAUUCUCAGAACAUUUAAAAAAAGUUAUGUUUUAACUGUCAGGAAACGUAUGACUUAAUUCCCAGAACCAAUGGGAAACCAAAAAUGUACGUUCCCACUUCCAAGGAACCAAAUGUGCUAUCUUGGAAGGGUUUUGGAAUCUCACCCUAGUAAUUUGACUGGUAAACUCAUGGGUAUGAUCAAAAUGGCUGCCAGUUCUGACUUGAAUGAGCACUUUCAUUCUAUGGAUUCUAUUUCUAUGGAUUCUAUUUCUCUUUGCGCCGUCAGUGAAUAGCUAAAGGCCUUUCGCAAAUGUCUAAAUACAAUCGCGGGAAGUACUUUUGGAAAGCAAAUGCCUACUGCUGAAAAUAGAGGAUUAAUUUGUCAGUAGAAGCUACCAUUUCUUUUCUCAACAACUCAGAGCACUGUUUUUCAAAGUAGCUCAAGCCUAUCUUGAAGCCUAGGCUACGCAUAUUCAUGCUAUCUUCAUCAUUGGGUGAGUCAGUGCCACUGGACAGUUGAUCUAGUAGCCUACUGUAGCCUAUAAUAUUGACAUAUUUCCUCCUAAUAUUGUACAAUCUGCGUGUCUCCCUUCUUUUUAUUGGCCAUGGGCCAUGUCAAGACCAUGGCCCGGUUUCUCAAAAGCAUCUUAAGGCUAAAUUCAUUUUAGAACCAUAGGAUGCUAGAAUUACAUGAAAUGCGUUUGUAAAAGGCUAAGAUUUUUGCCCCAUCCUAAAAAUGCUUCUUCUGAACUGUAUGCCACUAGGCACAUGCGAUGAUAGAAUACGUUAUUAUAAAGGGAUUUAUAUACACCCAACUCAAAACAUCUUCCCGCGGCUAUGCUGUACACAGUACACACACUCACUCACGACCACACAGACACACACCAAAAGGUAAGGACGAUCAUAGUCAGUGCAAGGUCCCCAACCCAAAUAAUUUGACUCUUCAUCUCUGGAGAGAUAUGGUCACAGGUAAUAUGGACAAUUACCUUCCAUGCCCAAAUCCUCACCCUUCAAUAUCUUAGUUUGCUCCCAAUCCUGCCCAACUAACCCCAUGCCCCCUGCCUCCCAUCCCCAGCCCUACCUCCACCCCUCCACCUCCACCGCCCCCUUUCCCAGGACCUGGUUUCCCCCCUCAUGUGCCCUGGUUGUGGGGCAUCUGGUGUAUUACUCUUCCCUGGUCUAGCCCCGGUGCUAAUCCCUCCCCCAGGCUACUGCUGCUGUCGGGAGAUGAAAGAUGCCCCCUGGACGGCUCCUCACAUGCAGCCUACGGGCUGGAAGUGAAGUGGGAUGUCUGGAAUAGAAAAAGAAAAAUACUCCUACAAAUAAUGAAUAGAUAAAAAUGAGAAUUUAAAAUGGGCUUUUGCACUCUCCCUAUUGCAACAUAAUCAGAGGAGGAGGUGACAUUAACUAUUCUCCCAACAUGUAUAUUGCACUCUGUUUUUGCAUAACAUGCAUAUGUAUGUAUGCCCUCAAGGGAUCCUACUACAAUCCUGAAUUUGGGGCAAGUAAGUUUUUACCAUAAAUGUGUGUUUGAUUACUAAUAAAUAUUUGUUAUAACUUAAGUCAUCUUUACUAUUGUAUCUGUCCAGCUUGCUACGUGUAAACAGCCUUAUCACGUGGGUUAAACAGCACCCUCUUCUGGUUAAAGCCUGUUAAUGUCACUACAUAUUUGGAAAAUACUGUAGGAGCAUCAGGGCAUUCAAAUCUGGGUACGGGGAAAUCAUGCUAAUGAUACAUGCAGGAAAGGAAACCACAUGAGCUUAAAGCAUGCAGGGAGAGAUUUGAAGUAGGCUUUGAGAGAUAUGAAAUGUGAGAGCUGAGACAGAUCAAAUUGUGAAAACGAAUAAAACACAGGAUUCAUAUCUGUGAUAUGGACACUUGAGUGUUCUGUUGCCUUGUUAGGGAGAUAGUGAAGCCUUUCAGGUGAACCACAGGGGACAGUGUGACGAAACCUAAACCCUGCUACGUCUGGCACCUCUCCCUCCCUCCACCCCCUUAGAGCCCGAACAUGAAGGGCCGUGCCUCCUUUUUAACCGUUCCACAGACUCUCAGUGAUUAUGCUACUAGGGGGACCAUACUUACAGUAUAUUGCUCCAAAGGGCUAACCUGCUGGGAUGUGAUGAUCUGAUAGGCCUGCUAGGUCUCUGAUCUCCAAAGACUAGACGCUAGCUCUCCCUGGAGGAUGGGGCUUUACAUUGAAAUGUCACACACACACAUACACAUGCACGCACAUGCGCACACACACACACACACACGAUCACACUCAGUCACCUUGGUGUGGACAGGGUUCAUUCUGCCUGGGUUCAUGUGGGGCCCAGAGUCAUUAAGAGCUUUUAACAGCAGCUCUGCUGGGCCUUCUCCAUUUACUAAGGAAAACAACAGGAACAUUAGGCUUGCUCACCACAGUACACAGCCACAUUGGCAUGACAUUUUUUAUUUUUUUUUUAUUUUUUAUUUAGUAUCCGAGGCAUAUGAGAAGACUGUACAGUAUUUUAACUGGGACUGGUAAACUGCUAUGGAUAUUUUGCACUUAUCCAAUGUGCACGUAUCAGGCAUUGAGUGUAUUAGGACAUAGCCUUACAAUAACCCCUCCCCCUUGCCUGUGUGUCACAUAGCCUUACAAUAACCCCUCCCCCUUGCCUGUGUGUCACAUAGCUUACAAUAACCCCUCCCCCUUGCCUGUGUGUCACAUAGCUUACAAUAACCCCUCCCCCUUGCCUGUGUCCUGUCAGGAGAGAAAAGUAAGACGGUAGAGCUGGAGGAUGUCAAGUUCCAUCAAUGUGUCCGUCUGUCCCGCUUCGAGAACGACCGCACCAUCUCCUUCAUCCCCCCCGACGGAGAGUCCGAGCUCAUGUCUUACCGCCUCAACACCACGGUCAGUGGAACACACACACUCUCUCACACACACGCGCACACACACACACAUAAAUACGCACACAAGCACACACACACACAUCUCCUUUGCCCCAUGUUAACCUUCUUCCUUCUCUCUUCUCUGUCUGCCAGGUGAAGCCUCUGAUAUGGAUUGAGAGUGUGAUUGAGAAGUUCUCCCACAGCCGAGUGGAGAUCAAGGUUAAGGUAACCAUCAUCCACUGUGUUGUGUUUUAGCAUGGCUCCAACAUUGGCUUUCCUAUGAACCCUGGCUGCAAUGUGGGACAAUGUUUGGGUUGGGACUGUUUCCUCAACCUUUAACUUUAGAUGCUAUGAGUUAAUCAUUGAACAGGGAAGUCUUCAUACAAUAACCUCUGUUUUUUCUGAUGACUGUCCCUUCGUUCCAUCACUAACUUUGUGUGUCUCUGCUGGUAACCCUGUGACCUUUGACCUUUCACCUCCACCCUGCAGGCCAGGAGUCAGUUUAAGAGUCGCUCCACUGCCAACAAUGUGGCCAUCAUGGUACCUGUGCCCAGCGAUGCCGACUCGCCCAAAUUCAAGACGAGCACAGGCAGCUGCCAGUAUCUUCCUGAGAAGAGCGUGGUGCAGUGGAACAUCAAGUCCUUCCCUGUAAGUAUCUAAUGUCACGGAGAUUAACUAAACAUUACUACGCUGAACAAAAAUAUAAAUGCAACAUGUAAAGUGUUGGUCUCAUGUUUCAUGAGCUGAAAUAAAACAUCCCAGAAAUGUCUCUCAUAUUUGCUGCACAAAUUUGUUUACAUCCCUGUUAGUGAGCAUUUCUCCUUUGCCAAAAUAAUACAUCCACCUGACAGGUGUGGCAUAUCAAGAAGCUGAUUAAACUGCAUGAUCAUUACCCAGGUGCACCUUGUGCUGGGGACAAUAAAAGGCCACUAAAAUGUGCAGUUUUGUCACACAACACAAUGCCACAGAUGUCUCAAGUUUUGUAAAAUCAAUUGUUGCAUGUUGCGUUUAUAUUUUUGUUCCAUAUAAUAAUAACCUAUUUUAGAUUGCAGUCAACUCAAUGCCUCCCUGUUAGUGGGUCAUCUGCUACAGUAUGGUAAUAUUAUCAUAGCAUAGGUCCUGUGUGGCUCAGUCGGUAGAGCAUGGCGCUUGAAAUGCCAAGGGUCGUGGUUUUGAUUCCCGCUAGGACCACCCAUACAUAAAAUGUAUGCAUGCAUGACUGUAAGUCGCUUUGGAUAAAAGCGUCUGCUAAAUGACAUAUGUUAUUGUAACAGUAGCCAUGUGUUUUAGAUACUAUUUUGUUCAAUCCACUCUCACACAUUUGUACUCUUCAAUACCAUACUAUGGGUAAUUAUUGACCAGGGGCGGCUGGUGGGAGGAGCAAUUGGAGGAUGGGCUCAAUUUAAUGGCUGGAAUGGAGUAAAUGGAACGGAGUCAAACAUGUGGUUUCCAUAUGCCAUUCCAUUGAUUCCAUUCCAGCCAUUACAAUGAGCCUGUCCUCCUAUAGCUCCUCCCACCAGCCUUCUAUGUUAUUGACUAAAUAGUAACUAAAUGGUAAAAAUGUGGUCUUAUCCAUUAACAGUUUCUGAAGGCAGUACAUACAGUAUUCUCACAGGAAGCAGCUCCUUUUCUAAUAGAUAACAUGUUUUUACACAGCCACCAGACGAAUCAUGGGGAGGUUAGACAAGUUAUGUCUGAUAACAGCUAGAGGAAACACUUCAUAUUAAUAAAGACUGAUAAGCAAACUUCACUCAACCCUAUGGCCUGACUAUUAAAAUUACAUUCAGCAUGACUCUGUCAACUCUCUCUGCUGCUGUAAAACCACAUCCUUCCUGGCUUUGAGAAACAACAGUCUCAUGGACAGUUUAAACGAAUAACUGUGUGUGGUGGUGGUAUUAGUGAUGUGUCGCAGGAGACAGUUAGUUUGUUUUUAAUAAACACAAUGUUUUAAGUGAGAAGUAGGCAUUGGUCUGAAGCUGAAAAAGAAUGGCACCACAAUGCCUGUUCCACCCAUGCUCUACCAAGGUUUUCCAGCACACAGCUUUAACCUACUACAGUAGCUACAGUGAGGGAAAAAAGUAUUUGAUCCCCUGCUGAUUUUGUAUGUUUGCCCACUGACAAAGAAAUGAUCAGUCUAUAAUUUUAAUGGUAGGUUUAUUUGAACAGUGAGAGACAGAAUAACAACAACAAAAUCCAGAAGAACGCAUGUCAAAAAUGGUAUACAUUGAUUUGCAUUUUAAUGAGGGAAAUAAGUAUUUGACCCCCUCUCAAUCAGAAAGAUUUCUGGCUCCCAGGUGUCUUUUAUACAGGUAACGAGCUGAGAUUAGGAGCACACUCUUAAAGGGAGUGCUCCUAAUCUCAGCUUGUUACCUGUAUGAAAGACACCUGUCCACAGAAGCAAUCAAUCAAUCAGAUUCCAAACUCUCCACCAUGGCCAAGACCAAAGAGCUCUCCAAGGAUGUCAGGGACAAGAUUGUAGACCUACACAAGGCUGGAAUGGGCUACAAGGCCAUCGCCAAGCAGCUUGGUGAGAAGGUGACAACAGUUGGUGCGAUUAUUCGCAAAUGGAAGAAACACAAAAUAACUGUCAAUCUCCCUCGGCCUGGGGCUCCAUGCAAGAUCUCACCUCAUGGAGUUGCAAUGAUCAUGAGAACGGUGAGGAAUCAGCCCAGAACUACAUGGGAGGAUCUUGUCAAUGAUCUCAAGGCAGCUGGGACCAUAGUCACCAGGAAAACAAUUGGUAACACACUACGCUGUGAAGGACUGAAAUCCUGCAGCGCCCGCAAGGUCCCCCUGCUCAAGAAAGCACAUAUACAUGCCUGUCUGAAGUUUGCCAAUGAACAUCUGAAUGAUACAGAGGAGAACUGGGUGAAAGUGUUGUGGUCAGAUGAGACCAAAAUCGAGCUCUUUGGCAUCAACUCAACUCGCCGUGUUUGGAGGAGGAGGAAUGCUGCUUAUGACCCCAAGAACACUAUCCCCACCGUCAAACAUGGAGGUGGAAACUUUAUGCUUUGGGGGUGUUUUUCUGCUAAGGGGACAGGACAACUUCACUGCAUCAAAGGGACGAUGGACGGGGCCAUGUACCGUCAAAUCUUGGGUGAGAACCUCCUUCCCUCAGCCAGGGCAUUGAAAAUGGGUCGUGGAUGGGUAUUCCAGCAUGACAAUGACCCAAAACACACGGCCAAGGCAACAAAGGAGUGGUUCAAGAAGAAGCACAUUAAGGUCCUGGAGUGGCCUAGCCAGUCUCCAGACCUUAAUCCCAUAGAAAAUCUGUGGAGGGAGUUGAAAGUUCGAGUUGCCAAACGUCAGCCUCGAAACCUUAAUGACUUGGAGAAGAUCUGCAAAGAGGAGUGGGACAAAGUCCCUCCUGAGAUGUGUGCAAACCUGGUGGCCAACUACAAGAAAUGUCUGACCUCUGUGAUUGCCAACAAGGGUUUUGCCACCAAGUACUAAGUCAUGUUUUGCAGAGGGGUCAAAUACUUAUUUCCCUCAUUAAAAUGCAAAUCAAUUUAUAAAAUUUUUGACAUGCGUUUUUCUGGAUUUUUUUGUUGUUAUUCUGUCUCUCACUGUUCAAAUAAACCUAACAUUAAAAUUAUAGACUGAUAAUUUCUUUGUCAGUGGACAAACGUACAAAAUCAGCAGGGGAUCAAAUACUUUUUUCCCUCACUGUAUGUUGGUAUUGUACUUCAAACUAUGUGUAGGCAGGUUGCUUAGGAUUCAAACCUUCUCAAACAGCCUAAUUCAUACUCUUAGAGGAGGUCCUUCCACAAUAAUGUGAUUUGUACCGCAUACAAGGUAAAGUAUUGGAUUCUUCACACACCACACUAAUCCCAUUCCACUACAUUUUCAAGCUUUUUUAAAUGAUAUGAAAGUUGCUUUUAUACUUACAAGACCAUCAGGCUUGAUUGAGCUGUUUUGUCUUGUAGUAAUGUGGUGCCUGACUGUAACACAUAUUUGAGCAAUACAUGUCAUUGAGAAAUAAAUAUAUUUUAUAACAUAUUUUUGGGGUCAGUAGGUGCCCAACAUAACAACAGGUGGUGGUGUGUUGGACAUAGUCACACACAAAUUAUAUAGAGGUCUAUAGAGCCUGUUUCAAUUGCUGUGCUGAUCAAUGGGUAGUUCAUUACCUCUGUCAAAUGAAUAUGUAGCUUAAAGUUGUGUGUAUUUGAAUUUAUUUUUGCAAUAAAGAUGGUGACGCUACAAUAAUACACAUUUACAAAAGGUCUAUAAAUAUAUACAAUGAGUAUACCAAACAUUAGGAACACCUUCCUAAUAUUCAGUUGCACCCUCCCAUUUUGCCCUCAGAAUAGCCUCAAUUUGUCAGGGCAUGGACUAUACAAGGUGUUGAAAGUAUUCCACAGGGAUGCUGGCCCAUGUUGACUCCAAUGCUUCCCACAGUUGUGUCAAGUUGGCUGGAUGUCCUUUGGGUGGUGGACCAUUCUUGAUACACACGGGAAACUUUUGAGCGUGAAAAACCCAGCAGCUUUGCAGUUCUUGACACAAACCAGUACGCCUGGCACCUACUACCAUACCCCAUUUAAAGGCACUUAAAUAUUUUGUCUUGGCCAUUCACCCUCUAAAUGGCACAGAUACACAAUCCAUGUCUCAAGGCUUAAAACUUUUUUUAACCUGUCUCCUCCCCUUCAUCUACACUGAUUUUGAAGUGGAUUUAACAAGUGACAUCAAUAAGGGAUCAUAGCUUUCACCUGGAUUCACCUGGUCAGUCUAUGUCAUGGAAAGAUGAAUGUUUUGUAUACUCAGUGUACAUACAGACUAAUGAUAUAUACCCUCACCGGCCAGUUUAUUAGGUACACCACCUCGUUCACGAAAAUGGAUUGCUCCUAAUAUUUGAUUUAGUGCAUAGCCACCUCAAUAUUUGCAGCCGUAGGUGAUCAUUUAUUUCUAGGAGAAUGAUCCGUCACCAGUAUCUAAUUUGAAGGUAAGAUUUGAAUGGAGAACGCUGAUCUGAGAGCAGCACAGCCUUUCUUUCGAUCCUGUCAGUAUCGACACAUGCUCCAACAACGUACUUAUUGAAAGUUCUCCCUACGUGGUGUUUUGGGAAAAGCAUGUGAGUUCUUUGGCCGUUAUAGAAACAAUGCAUGGUUAAAACACUGUAAGCAAAGUUCCAUCGCUAUGGGAAACCGGGCCCUGGCUAUUACUUCAUAGAUAUGGCUAUUUGCAUUUAUGCAAAACAUAUGGAUUCUCCCUUUAAAUAGGGGAGAGGGGUGAAUAUCAACAGCUGCUUUACAUUAAAGCACAUACAGUACCAGUUCCUAUAAGUGACUCAAAGUACUGAAUAAGUUGGCUGAGAGCGUUUGGUGAGACAUUUUUUUGCCCCCAGACGCCGAUCCAGUUUCGUCAUUGUAGAUGGCAACUUCUCACUAAGGGGACCUACGCCGAUAUCUUUUGGAUGUAUUUUUUGGGUUGUGUCUGGACCGGCCAUCUUUUAUUUUGUUGCGGUCCGGACCGGCCUUGAUUUCAAUGUCCACGGAUGGGACUCCCUAAAAGCACGCCACUUCGAUACAAGUGACUUUUCAUAGCAGGUUAGGAGAGCAUUUUUGCUAACCCUCCGGACUGGACCAAAUCUGAACCUAUCAUUGACAUCUAUGUUUCACAAGUUUGGACAACACAAUACAGUACAGUAGAGUAGUUGUUCUCAUACCUCUUCAUGGGGACCCCAGGACGUUCCAUGUAACUGAUCUAUUCCAGAGCUAGAACACCUGAUUCAACUGGUCAACUAAUCCUCAAGCUCUUGAAUAGCUAGUUCAGAGCUACAGCAACAUUGUGAAACAUUUUGGGGGUUACCCAAGGAGAGGUUUAGCCAUUCAGGUCACCUUGUAGUUGUUUACCUAACCUUUAUUCAACAAGGAAGUCCUGUGCACUGUUGAUGUAUCCUACACCAGUACAGACGUGAGGAGUGUUUAAUAAGGAUAUGACUGCAUGGCCUUGCUAGUUUUGUUGUGAUAAGAUCAGGUAGGGAGGGGUUUAGGCUUCAAUGGACCAUUUUUUUCCGUUUACAGUGCUAUAAAGUACACUAUAUAUACAAAAGUAUGUGGACACCCCUUCAAAUUAGUGGAUUUGGCUUUUUCAGCCACACCCGUUGCUGACAGGUGUAUAAAAUCGAGCACACAGCCAUGCAAUCUACAUAGACAAACAUUGGCAGUAGAAUGGCCUUACUGAAGAGCUCAGUGACUUUCAAGGUGGCACCGUCAUAGGAUGCCACCUUUCCAACAAGUCAUUUCGUCAAAUUUCUGCCCUGCUAGAGCUGCCCUGGUCAACUGUAAGCGCUGUUAUUUUUACAACUGAGGACAGCCUGCAGGCGCCCUGCCCACCACACAGAGUCUCUAGAGCACGAUGAGCCAAGUAAAGCCCCUCCGGCCAAACCCUCCCCUAACCCAGAUGACGCUGGGCCAAUUGUGCGCCGCCCUAUGGGACUCCCGAUCACAGCCGAACCCCGGUCUGUAGUGACGCCUCUAGCACUGCGAUGCAAUGCCUUAGACCACUGCGCCACUAGGGAGGCCUAAGCGUUGUUAUUGUGAAGUGGAAACGUCUAGGUGCAACAACGGCUCAGCCGCGAAGUGGUAGGCCACACAAGCUCACAGAACGGGACCGCCGAGUGCUGAAGCAAGUAGCACGUAAAUAUAGCCUGUCCUCCAUUGCAACACUCACUACCGAGUUCCAAACUGCCUCUGGAAGCAACGUCAGCACAAGAACUGUUCAUCGGGAGCUUCAUGAAAUGGGUUUCCAUGGCCGAGCAGCCGCACACAAGCCUAAGAUCACCAUGCGCAUUGCCAAACGUCGGCUGGAGUGGCGCAAAGCUCGCCACCAUUGGACUCUGGAGUAGUGGAAACGCUUUCUCUGGAGUGAUGAAUCACGCUUCACCAUCUGGCAGUCCGACGGACGAAUCUGGGUUUGGCGGAUGCCAGGUGAACACUACCUGCCUGAAUGCAUAGUGCCAACUGUAAUGUUUGGUGGAGGAAGAAUAAUGGUCUGGGGCUGUUUUUCAUGGUUCGGGCUAGGCCCCUUAGUUUUAGUGAAGGGAAAUCUUAACGCUACAGCAUACAAUGACAUUCUAGAUGAUUCUGUGUUUCCAACUUUGUGGCAACAGUUUGGGGAAGGCCCUUACCUAUUUCAGCAUGACAAUGCCGCCGACUGCGACCCAGGCCUAAUCGGCCAACAUCUGUGCCCGACCUCAUUAAUGCUUUGUGGACUGAUGGAAGCAAGUCCAUGCAGGAAUGUUACAACAUCUAGUGGAAAGCCUUCCCAGAAGAGUGGAGGCUGUAUAGCAGCAAAGGGGGGACCAACUCCAUAUUAAUGCCCAUGAUUUUAGAAUGAGAUGUUAGACGAGCAGGUGUCCACAUACUUUUGGUCAUGUAGUGUAUUUCACAACAUAACAAAGAACAUUACCGAAGAGAAAUGCUCCAGUUUUCCAAUAAACCUCAUACCUGUGUGUGUGUUUGUGUGUGUGUGUGUGUGUGUGUGUGUGUGUGUGUGUGUGUGUGUGUGUGUGUGUGUUUUUCUUCUAUGUUUGAACAGGGGGGAAAGGAGUACAUGAUGAGGGCUCACUUUGGUCUGCCUAGUGUGGAGAGUACUGAGUUGGAGGGGAGAAGGCCCAUCACUGUCAACUUUGAGAUCCCCUAUUUCACUGUAUCUGGUAUCCAGGUAAGCUAACAGAUCCCCUAUCAAUGAACCCUAGUAGAGCCAGGUAUGAGUUCCAUCUAAUAGGGCAUACAGGCUGGAAGGAGCUGACUCACGUGUGCGUGUGUGUUAGUGCGUGUGUCAGGGCCGGCGCCAGAACGAAUCAGUUGGACGGGCCUUUGAUUUCCAUAGGCGGGCACGUUUUUCCAUAGGCGGGCACUUUUCUCCACGGGACCUCCUAUGUGUGCACGCGUUCACCAUGUUUUCAAUUGGUGUAACAGUAGAGACAAUAAGGCAGUUCGUGAGUUUCAAGUUCGGGGAAGCUUACACUUUAUCCUACCAUUUCCACUGAUCUGCUUGGCAGUUAUGAUUAUUUUUACAUGCGCAUUUUUUGUGGAAGAGUUUAAUUUCAAUAAUAAUGUUUUCGUUUUUCAAAAUCAUUGUCACGUGGUUAAUCAUAAAAAUCAAAAGUAAAAUUAUACAAAUGUAAAAGUUCAAAUUCAACAAUGGCGAGAGCACCAGCCUCUGCCAUAUGGACACAUUAAUACACUGUGAUCCAUUGGCGGCUAAAGAAAUGAGAGCAUAGAACUCAGAGAUAGCCUAUAGGCCAAUGCAGCAGUAGGCCUAUAACUUCCAUCGUCAACUAAGUAAAAUACAUAGGCCUAAAGCCGACAAAUAAAAACAGUAGAAAAUAUCCUGAUAAAAAUUCAGGUUCUUUCAAUAUCCUGAUAAAAAUUCAGGUUCUUUCAAUCACAUUCAUCUCUCCUGUAGCUCAGUUGGUAGAGCAUGGCGCUUGCAACGCCAGGAUUGUGGGUUCGAUACCCACGGGGGGCCAGUAUAAAAAAUGUAUGCACUCACUAACUGUAAGUCGCUCUGGAUAAGAGCGUCUGCUAAAUGACUUAAAUGUAAAUCUCUCUACUCCACCUGUCUGCCUCCCUUUCUAUCUGUCUUGACUUGAGCUAUUGCCAGUGAAGUCCAACAUUGUAUCAAAUCAUCACUGGGUCUGGUAGCUAGUGUGGUAUCUAAAUAAUGAUGCUAAUUAUGCUGUGAGGACAAGAAAUCCGCUGACACUGUCCUUGAUUAUAAUAGUUUAUUAUACCAAAGAUUUCAGCGCCAGUUUACAGACUCCUGCAGACAUCUGGAGAACAACUGACCCAAUCUCUAAUAUGUUGUUCCUCCCCGUCCUUUGUUUCAACCAUGGUAUUUAUAUCCUAUGCCCUAUGUAACAUAAUAUGGGUGUUUUCCCAUAAACCAAUCCUGGGAGGCCACAUAACAGACUUCCUCUAACACACCAUUUGCAAACAUCAGCAAAGACAUAAACUGUUUAUACACUACACUAGCGAACUUGCAACAUUGUAUCAACUAGCCUAUUCUGGGCCCUCAGUGUUUCCUGCGCCAGUGAGCUCGGGACAGAUAGCUCUUUUUUUAAAUGUUUUUUUUAUUAAUGAAAUGUUGUUCUUUCACACCGAGGCUUGGCAAUUAUCGAGGUGUUGGAAAGAUAGUUCCUUAGUAUUUGAACAAUAAUUCGCAAUGGAUGUUAAAAAACACGUGAGGCGAAUACAAAAUAACUGAAAAGCUCAGCUUAUUAGUGGUGUAUGUGGUGAGUUAAGACAAUCAGAAAAUCAACAUUGCCAAAUGGGCACUUUCCUACAUAUGCAUUCUGCAGAGAGACACACCAUAUCUUCGCCACACACCCCUCCCCUUCUUCUUGAUGCAACAUUUCAAUGAUACUCAAGACACAUUAUCUUCACACAUAUUUUAGAUGCUUUUCACUGAAAGCCGAAACUCAAUCAGCUAGACCUAUUGCUACGCGCACUACCCAAAUUGCGGGCUUCCCAUACACACUUGUGAUUUGAAAUAAACCACAGCUAUUUUUCCAAAAGAAGCUAAUGAUCCUCUGUGGCUAAGUCAUGCUCCUCGGUUUAGUAUUUUGAAUGAUUUUCUUUAGACAGGAGUAAUUAUAUAAUUUUGGCGAAACAUCAAUUUACUUUAGGGCAAUCCAGCAUCCUAACAGGGCACUGUGCUCCCGCCAACUUUCCUUUCCAAUUCGCAAGAGGCUGAAACCAGAGAUCUGUAUAUAAUUUCAAGAUGCUCAUGUCUCCACCCUAACAAUGGGAGUCUUUGUCCCAAAGGCGGGAAGGCAGAUCAAUCUUAGGUCUGCAUAUUAUUCCCAUAGAAACACAUUGGGCCACAUGCCAUACUAUUUUGGUCCAGACAGCAUCAGAUAAAUGGUCUACACAUACAGAGACAGAGGGGUGCUGUUUCGCUCGCUCGGAUGCUUUAACUGAAAUUGAUGCGUCUUUCUGUCGGAGCGCGUCUCGGUCAAAUAAAUGAUAAAAUUUCAAUAUUUUAUUUGGACGGGCAAGGAGGUAUGGUAGGGCGGGCCAGGCCCCCUAAGGUCCGCCCAUAACACCGGCCCUGGCGUGUGUGUGUGUGUGUAAACUGUUCCUUGCUCCUCCUCAGGUACGCUAUCUGAAGAUCAUUGAGAAAAGCGGCUAUCAGGCCUUACCAUGGGUACGCUACAUAACACAGAGUGGAGGUGAGACACACACACACACACACACACACACACACACACACACACACCAUCCCGCCCCGCAGUGAACCCAGCUAUCAUAUCUAUUACCUCUCUCCUGAAGCUGGGGCAAGGGGGAUUUGAAUUAUGCCUUACUGCCAUUAGGUUCGCUGUGUCACUUGGCUCUGCAUACCAAGGUGGCUAUCACCUUUCCACUGUGAUCAGCAGAGGUAGAGAGAGAGAGAGAGGGAUGGAGGGAGAGAACGAGAGAGAGUGAAAGGAUGGGAGAGGUGUUGACUUAUUCAUAAGCGAGUUAUAAGCAGUCAUUGUAAAGCCAUAAUAACUACUCCACUGACCCCAAUGUGUAACUCAGUCACCCAGAGCCCCAACACUAAUUUUAACGUUAAUGUGACGCCACAGGACAGGGGCAAAGUGAUGAUGGAUAGAACAGUGUUAAUGUAUUGCUGUUAUAUCUUCACUUCUUGGCAGAUUAUCAACUCCGGACAAACUAAGGGCAAGCCUGCUGCUAGACGAAUUGAUCGUCACUCUCUCCCUCUCUCUGGCUCUCUGGGAGUGAGGGACAGCAGAGGACAAGGAAAUGGGAACAACUUUCACCACUGUCAAUUCUCAAAGGAAAAGGUAGCCAUCUUGCACACUCUGCAGAGGACCUUCAAGACUCCAUUUCCCUUUAGAACUGUCACCUUCGACCUUUGCUUUGUUACAUCAUCUGGAGAAACAUGUUGAAUAAUGAACGUAGGGGUUUUCUUAUUGGUCACAUUGUAACAUUUGUAUAGUUGUAUUUUCUUCUGGACUAAUUCACGACAUGAUGAUCUCAUCAUUGAAAGUGUACAUUGAAACCUGUGACAUUGAAACCUGUGUACAGCACUAAUAAAAAAGUUUAUCUGCUUGGUGUGGGUGUGGAUGCUAUCGGUUGACGUUAUCUGGAGUCAGCUGUAAGCAUAUAAUCCCCACCGUGUCCAAGAGAUUAACACCAAGAUAGCCAAAUCAAUGAUUAAUAGGCCUGCAUAAUAUCAGCCGCUGUUUAUUACAAUAUUGUCGUCACAGUUCCUAGACUUGUGCUUGUACUCAGCUGACAACUAUUGAGCAAAAGACUGAAGGAAUUCUCUGUGUGCAGAUCACAAUGAUAUAGUGUUUCUAACAGUCUUGUGAUACAGACACAUUUAACGCCUCCAGGAAAUGCCAUGAUCAAAAUGAGUAAACCCUCAAUAAGGUGGUCCGAUAUGAAGAGAAAGUGGACAUAUCUAUGUCAAUGUGUGAAAAUCUAUGCCAAUGUGUCUCCACCAAACAAACACCCAACUUUUCCAAAGCAGGUGUUGGUUGGUAUGGUUACAGUAGUCUGUUGUGCCUGCAAUGCACCACCCCUCAUAUCAGUUCUAGUUCUCUCUCUGCCAGGGUAAUAGCUCGGGUUCUCUCUGCCAGGGGAAUAGAGUAGAAAGGUUCAGCCCAGAUUAAACAGCUAAAAUCAAAUCAACUUCAAAUGUUAUUGGUCACAUA
Coregonus sp. 'balchen' is the source of this 36890-nucleotide messenger RNA. NCBI's taxonomy places the organism in Eukaryota, Metazoa, Chordata, Actinopteri, Salmoniformes, Salmonidae. The record is from the annotation of a GenBank genome assembly.